Molecule: messenger RNA, 3254 nt
Organism: Cuscuta epithymum
Lineage: Eukaryota; Viridiplantae; Streptophyta; Magnoliopsida; Solanales; Convolvulaceae
Source: the annotation of a GenBank genome assembly
GAAAUAUUCGAAUCAGAUCAGAUCAGAAAGAUUCAGAUCAGAUCAGAAGGAUUCAGAUCAGAUCAGAAACAUUCAGAUCAGAUCAGACCAGAUCAGAAACAUUCAGAUCAGAUCAGAAAGAUUCAGAUCAGAUCAGAUCAGAUCAGAAAGAUUCAGAUCAGAUCAGAUCAGAUCAGAUCAGAUCAGACAGAUUCAGAUCAGAUCAGAUCAGAUCAGAAAAAUUCAGAUCAGAUCAGAUCAGAACUUAAAAAAUUCAGAUCAGAAACAUUCAGAUCAGGCGAAGAGAACAGCUUCCAAGUCCCUGACGUAGUCCCAUCAUCUAACUGCGUUAAGAGCAAUAACUAGGCAACAUAACAUACAAACACCAUCAGCUUUAGUCAAACAGUUGAAAGAACCUUCUAGUAAGGCAGGCAUAGAAACUGGAUUUCCAGUAUAAGCCAUCCACCUAAAACCAACAGCAAGAGGUCCAAUGCCCAGGUUCCUAGAUCCUGAACAGCGGCCCAUAGCAACAGGGUUUGUGAAAAAUUUACCAUCCCUUUCUAAAAUCUUCUUCAUAACCACAGUGUAUCUGAGCCUAUCUGAGCCGCUUGUAGGACAGUAACCACUCUAAAGCUGCACCUCACAGGAUGAUCAACUGAACUGAACUUCACAUGAUGUACAUAAGAGUGAAAUCUCAAGUAAUAAAACCGAACAGCAGUCAAAACACAAUUGCCAUUGAAUACAUCACUGCUAUGGUAAAGACUGCCACUAAGACAAGAUCCAUCCGCACACUAUAUAUACCAUGGCUGUUUAUUUGCAAAUUCAUCCCUAUCUUGCUUUGACAAAGUUGGAUUGGGUAUGGUUUGCAUGAAUGAAACAGAAGAACUAUCAUACUUAGAAACUGAUUUGUGAACAUCAUAAGGUUCUUCAAUAUUGCAAACCUGGAAAUUAUACCAACAGCCUAAAAGUAAAACUUGGUAGUUUCUACCUGAAGUUUGCUCAUAUAGCCCCUGCCUGAACCACCACCAUGGGUUGUACGAGGUGCUAGAGUCCGUGAGAGUUGUUCUAGUAAUUUUUAUCUGUUUGUCAUUUGUUUUCUUGUGUUCAUCUUUGUUGUUGGUCUUGACAAUUUGUUUGAGUUUUUAGCAUCUCUUUAUGUCAUUGGGUAUGGUUGGAUCUAUGGGAACAGGUUUGGAUGUGUCAAGUCCACUACAUGGUUAGCGAUUGGUGUUGCUCUUUCAGGGGUGGCCGUCUCAAAGUCUCACCAUAGGGUUACAGUCGUAGUUGUUGGAGUUUCAGUUGGUGUCAGUUUUUUUCCCCUUUGCUUGAUGUAAUGAUCCUGAAUCUUUUUAUAUGAAUAGAGGCAUGUUUUGAUGAUUAAAAAAAAGUCACAUAUACACUUGACUUGGGCCUUAGACUUCCUGCAUUGGACGUUUUUUUCACACCUAAAUGUCCGUAAUGGGAUGCUCUAAGGAAUACUGCGGAAUAAUACUUCAACUAUUAAUAAACCUUGGAGACCUAACCUGCGAUACGUAGAGAGACAGAGCGUGCGUUGUGUGUGAGAGUUGGAGUGGUCGGCGAUUACAGAGGCGGAGGAGGGGUUUCGACGGUUGCAGAACAAGCGAAUAUCAGAGGCACUGGUACUAGAGGAUUAGGGGAGUUAUAUUGGAGGCUAUUUGAAGAGAUCAGAGAAGUCGAAUAAAGUAAAAUAUAAUGAUGAUGAUUAGCAGCAACAGAAUUAGCAACAAGGAUGAUGAAGCUCAUGAUGAGAAACAGAGGGAGUGGUCGAAUCUGUGCGAGGACCUGUUGUCUUCCAUACUCUCACAUUUAGCCAUCGGAGACUAUCUUACUUUCAAGUCGGUAUGUAAAUCAUGGAAAGCAGCAACUCUGCCUCCUCUUCUAUCAUCAAUGCCAUUACUUCAUUAUUGCCCACAUGAUAAGGAUUCAUAUAAUGACCCCUAUCUCAUGUACUUCAACGAGAAAACCGGCUUCUUCAACUUCCACGACCCAACACGUAAUUCCACUUAUUCACUUAGCAUUCCUCCCUCGUUGGAUGAUGAAAGUGGUGAAGUUGAACUUUUUCACGCUAGUUGUGGCUGGUUGCUUCUUGGUAAAGGUAGGCAGUCAUAUUUUUUCUAUAACCCGUCAACUGAGGUUAAAAUAGACCUCCCUGACUCGUGCGAAUCGUUUGAGUGGGUAUGUUUUUCUGGAUCACCAACAUCUGCCGGGUGUAAAGUAUUUGGCAUUUAUAGUGGUAUUACAUCUAAGCUUUUAAUUGGAACGUUACAAGUGGGUGAGACACUGGUCAAUGUAUGUCCUUGAGAAUGAAGGUGACGAUUUUUUUGCUUCCAAUUGCCCCCCUGUUGUGUGCAAUGGAUUCAUUUAUGUUCUAGGGGAAUCUGGAUAUCUAGGAAAGUUUUGGCUUAAGCCCAAGGGGGAAGACUGUAACUGGAAGAUCAUUGGCAAGCAUAAUCAAAAGCAGUUUUUAAAAUUUCAAGAUCGGUUUCUCUUGGAGAGUGACGGCAAUCUAAUGUGUUGCAACUCUGGAGGGCGGUGAAGUUCGGGUGUUGAGAUUCGAUGAUUAUAAUAAGAUUUGGCGGAAGAUAGAGAAUCUAAAUGGGAAAUCAUUUUAUGUGUCUCAUAGGACAUCCAUAUCGCGGAAAACAACCGUUAGCGGGACAGGAAACAAGAUCUUCUUUCCGAGGUUUUACGACGGUAAAGGGUUGUUUUAUUGCCUUGCAUCGAAGAAGUGGCACAACUUUCCCAAGAGUUUUUCAAGUGAGAAUUAUUACAACACAAUAGUUCACUGCGUUUGAACUGAACUUCCUCAUCUUUCUGGAUGGGGCGGCAGAUUACUCGAGUGAACAAAGAGGAGAUACCUUGCAAUCUAAGACAUGCCAUGUCCAUUCAUCGACGCCAUAAAUGGUCCGGCCGCAGAGCUUACAGAGGCAGCCUACUUUGUUGGUUGAUGUGCUCUUCUUCUUCUUACGCCCGCUCUGCAAUUUCUUUGAUUUCCGCGCCAUAUUUGUUGAUUUGCUCUCCUGUGAUUUGCUCUCCAGAAAUAUGUAUCAAAAAAACUUAUAAAUACCCUUUUGGGUAUGAAAAUUUGUUGGUGUAAUUCUGUAGCACUAUUAAGGUGGUAAAUCAUGCUUAAGCUGUUGUACCAUUUCAUCUUUCGUGGUCUUGUCCUUGUGCUUUCGUCAAUUAAAAUGCAAUAUCUUAUUGUUUUACAAAGUCAACAUUUUUUGGUCAAACAAUAAUAAAAAUCAAUCCUC